AUGGUUGACGACGGAGGAGAAUACGGUGGUGGCGACAAGGACACCAAGAAGAAAAGUACCGGUAUCAGGCUGAAGUCUCUCCCUCCUCCUGGACCUUCAUCCCCCACCGGCAGUUGGAAGAGCAACGGGGACCGGGACCCCAAGAGCGGAACCGCCGGAGACUUGGAAACGGACCUUGCCAUCAAGACUAACUUGAAUGGGGACUGUCGUCUGGUCAGAGGUCGCCUUUCCUCCAUCACUGACCGACACGCUCUUGGGUCAGAUCCAGCUGAGCAGCGGAGGCUGAUCUCCGAGGCAGACACCGGUGCUAACGAAGAGAGUUACCCCGGAGGGGGCGAGCUGGGAGAGCAGGGUUCCGGCGGUCGCAGUGCUAGUGCACAUCGCCGAUCGUCCGUCUUCGAUCAGUCCACUUUCAUCAAGUUAGAAGGAACCGAACCGAUCAUGUCAGACGAAGCAGAGCAGUUGUACCGGGCGGGUUUCAUGCACCGGCAGUUCGGGGCGAUGCUUCAACCAGGAGUCAACAAGUUCUCUCUGAGAAUGUUGGGGAGCGAGAGGGCCGUGGAGCACGAGAGGGAACGCGUCAAGUCUGCAGGAUUUUGGAUCAUUCACCCAUACAGUGAUUUUAGGUUCUACUGGGAUCUGAUAAUGCUGUUCCUCAUGGUGGGGAACCUCAUCAUCAUCCCUGUGGGCAUCACCUUCUUCAAGGACGAGCACACUCCCCCCUGGAUCGUUUUCAACGUCAUCUCAGACACCUUGUUCCUCAUCGACCUCGUCCUCAACUUCCGGACGGGCAUCGUCAAGGAGGACAACACAGAGAUCAUCCUGGACCCACAGACCAUCAAGAUCAAAUAUCUGAAGAGCUGGUUCAUGGUGGACUUCAUCUCGUCCAUACCAGUAGAUUACAUCUUCCUCAUCGUGGAGACCAGGAUCGACUCAGACUUCUACAAGACGGCCCGGGCGCUGAGGAUCGUGCGGUUUACGAAGAUCUUGAGUUUGUUGAGGCUCCUGAGGCUGUCCAGACUCAUUAGAUAUAUACACCAGUGGGAGGAGGUUUUCCAUAUGACCUAUGACCUGGCCAGUGCCAUGGUGAGGAUCGUGAACCUGAUAGCUAUGAUGCUGCUGUUGUGUCACUGGGAUGGAUGUCUGCAAUUCCUGGUUCCCAUGCUGCAGGAGUUCCCCUCUGACUGCUGGGUCACCAGAAACAAGAUGGUGAAUGACACGUGGGGCCAGCAGUAUUCCUAUGCCCUGUUCAAGGCUAUGAGUCACAUGCUGUGUAUCGGGUACGGGAUGUACCCUCCUGUGGGCUUGGUAGACGUUUGGCUCACCAUCCUCAGUAUGAUCGUGGGAGCCACCUGCUAUGCCAUGUUCGUAGGCCAUGCUACCGCUCUGAUCCAGUCACUGGACUCGUCCCGACGUCAGUACCAGGAGAAGUAUAAACAGGUGGAGCAGUACAUGUCCUUCCACAAGCUUCCUGCCGGCAUGCGACAGCGUGUCCAUGACUACUAUGAACAUCGUUUCCAGGGCAAGAUGUUUGACGAGGAGAGCAUUCUGGGGGAGCUGAACGAACCGCUCAGAGAGGAGAUCGUCAACUUCAACUGUCGUAAGCUGGUGGCUUCGAUGCCUCUGUUCGCCAACGCCGACCCCAACUUUGUGACGUCGAUGCUGACCAAGCUGCGUUUUGAGGUGUUCCAGCCCAUGGAUAGCGUGGUUAUGGAAGGGACCGUUGGCAGAAAGAUGUACUUCAUCCAACACGGGGUGGUCUGCGUCAUCGCCAAGGGCAACAAAGAGACCAAGCUGUCUGACGGGUCCUACUUUGGAGAGAUCUGCCUGCUGACUCGAGGCAGAAGAACGGCCAGUGUUCGCGCUGAGACAUACUGCCGGCUGUACUCUCUGUCUGUGGACAACUUUAACGAGGUCCUGGAGGAGUACCCCAUGAUGAGACGGGCCUUCGAGACCGUGGCUCUGGACCGGCUGGGCCGCAUAGGAAAGAGGAACUCUGUGCUCCAACACAAAGUCACCCAGAACUCAGGAGCUGUGAACCUCCUGGAGAACGCGAUCAUCCAGAGGAUCGUACAACAAGACCGGGACAUGGCCAUCCAGAGCAACAUGUCUCCUCUGUCCCUGGAUCCCGACGCCCUAUCUCCCACCUCCACCCCGGGGGUCAUCUGGGCUCCCUUGGUCCAGGGCCCCCUCCAGACCGCUGCAGCCACCACCUCCCUGGCUCUGGCCUUCUCCCACUCCCAUCUCCACGCCCAGCUCCCUCCGAUCCUCUUUCACCGUCCGCUCUCUGUCUCCGAGUCAUUCAAGGAUCCUAGAGGCCAGGGUCUGCAGAGGGGCAUGUUUGUGGGCGUGUCCAGUGGCUGUGGCUCCGGGGGUGCGUCUCCGGACAGUUCUGUGAUGUUCUGUUCUGGAGUGGACACUCCGAUAUUAGCCUCGCUCCGGGCGCAGCAUUUAGUCUCCACAGCCUCCUCCAUGUAUCCUCUGUCACCUCUGACCUCCAUGUACCAGCCCACCUCCUCCAUCACCUCCACCGACUCCCAGGCUCAGCCCAGCAGAGCCUCUCCCUUCCCCAUGGGCCAGGCCUCCAUCCGGGAGUAUCCACCCUCCUCCUCCACCUCCACCUGCAUGGCUCAGCUCCAGCACCACCACCCCUACGGCCCACCAGGGACCCACCAGCAGGAGGCACCAGGGAGGCCCACCAUGGGCACGCCGAGAUACCCAGCCCACUCAGCCCCCUCUGGUUCCACUCUAAGCCCUCUCAUCUGUAGCCCUGUCAGCCCCAUCCUGAGCCAGCUACAGAACUCUCACACUAACAGCGCUCAGCAGCAGCAGCACGUCAAGAUGGGACCUGGUCAUCAGGAGAGAGCAGGUCACCUCCUCCUCCCCCACUGUCCCUACACGACCACAAGCCCUAGCAACCCCACCCAGCACCACAGCUCCAGUGGGUUUCUAUCUAUAUCUAUCCCAGAACAGGCCAGCGUUGGGGGUGUUGGAGGUGUUGGAGGCAUUGUAGGUGUUGGAGGCGUUGGAGGUGUUGGAGUCCCAUCCUCCCUGGUGCAUCACAGUCUGGCAGACCUCCACCCCGGCCUCCACCCCAGUCUCCUCCCACAGGUUCUCCCAGAGCACUCUGCUCAUUCUUCCCACUUUGCCCUGGCCUCGCUGGCCCAGUACGGGUCAGGGGAUGGCUCCCCGGCCUGUACCCCACCAGUAACACACAGCCCCACCAUCCACAGCCAGCUCCACAGCCAGCUCCACAGCCAGCUCCACAGCCAGCUCCACAGCCAACCCUCCAGCGCCAAUUGCUCUCACAGCUCCCUCACCCCACAGACAUCAUGCCCUCCCCAGGUAGAUGGGAGAGGGCUGAGGGCAGAGUGCAGAGGGCAGAGGGCAGAGUCCCUGGUGGAUCUCUUCAUGCAGGAUGCCAGGACUAUCCCCACUGUUUCCACCUCGGGCUCACACAGCUAUCUACCCCAGGAAGGGGCUCUCUCCAUAUCUUCAGGGGGGCUUGGUUCCUCUCUUCCCAUGGUGGGUGGCAGCAGUAAUAAAUGGUACAGCCCCACCCCAGGGCACGCCACUCCUCUGAGUCACUACACUCCCAUGGGAUCUGAACCUCCAACUGCCGUGAGCCAAAAAGCACCGAACUCUUCGCAUCCCAACCAAAGUCGUCCUGUUACCGGGGCAGAGGACACAGUCUCCAAUCUCCCUUCCAACUUGUGAGGUUUAAAAACACCCUCCUGCGAUGCUUGAACUAGGGCGAAAUUGUCUUUGCUAUUGGAAUUGUGUUUUUUAUUUAUUGCUAGUGUAGGUUUUAUAUUAUUCAAGGAGGGUGUGAGGGAGUACAUAUCUAUAUUGCAGGAAAAAGACUUAGGAGAAAGAUGUAUUUUUUUAUGCAGAGUGAAUGAACAGAGUGAGUUCCCAGCGGACGAAAACUAGUUCUGGCUGUAAACAAUUGGUAAUGAUGUCAUUUCAGCCAUCUUUGGCCACUGGGUUAAGUAUUUUUCUACAGUACAAUGCUACUACUACUGUACUAUGUUGAAUGUGGAGGUACUGUACCAAUAUGGAUGGCUGGAUAAUAUUAAACCACAAGAAAAUAUAUUGACCAAUUUCCGAUAACAUAAAAUAUAUAUUCUAGCCUAUAUCCUCACGUUGUAAUUUUGUGUAAAAGUAUUUGUUAAACAUGCAUAUUUAUCUAACCUUUGACCCUUAUAGAGAUUAUAACAACAAAAUAUAUUGACCUUUUUUAAUUCAUAUGAUAUUUUCUCAGUGUAUUGUGGUUCCCUUUUUCACUUCCUGUUGUGGAAGUGUGGAGAACGUGA
This is a messenger RNA of Oncorhynchus keta (chum salmon), 4316 nucleotides long. Its product is annotated as potassium/sodium hyperpolarization-activated cyclic nucleotide-gated channel 3-like. Gene Ontology annotation, biological process: transmembrane transport; potassium ion transport. Bases 1 to 3717 code for a protein of 1238 amino acids. The transcript is spliced from 8 exons. The record is from RefSeq and is a predicted model, not a curated record. NCBI's taxonomy places the organism in Eukaryota, Metazoa, Chordata, Actinopteri, Salmoniformes, Salmonidae. Gene Ontology annotation, molecular function: voltage-gated potassium channel activity. Gene Ontology annotation, cellular component: membrane.